UUCUUCAAACUACCACAUACUUUGUUAAAUCGAAGAGUCCCCAGAAUCGCAGGGAGAGAAGAUGGAUUUCGAAUUAAGAGCUGCGAAAGAGAAGCUCGAGAGAGAGCAGAAGGAGAGGAAAGAUAGGGCGAGGCUGAGGGUCGAAAGAGAGAGAAAAGCUAAACAAGAAGCCAUUCGCCAGAGAGAGGCAAUCGAAGCCGUCCAGAGAAUUCGAAGGCUUGAUGCUGCUGAGGCUCAACUCAAGGCUAAUCAACAAAUGGAAGAAAGUUUACUUGCUGGUAAAGGAGUUGUGUUUUUCCGUAUUUUGGAAGCUGUACCUUGUCAGGGUUAUGGAGAUAAAAUCAAAUUGCCACCUUCCUGCUUCAAUGAAUUGUCUGAUCAAGGUGCUCUUGAUAAAGGACCUAUGUACUUUCAACUUUCAAAAGUUCAACAUGAGACUCGUCAUGAUUCAGAGGCCGCUGAACUAGAGAACCUUGGAACAACUCAUUCAGGUGUUCUGGAAUUCACUGCAGCUGAAGGCUUUGUUGAGCUUCCUCCUCAUGUAUGGAACAACUUAUUCCCUGAUGGAGCUCCCAGUGCACCUUUAAUUGAGGUUCGCUAUGUUAGGCUGCCAAAAGGAAAUUAUGUGAAAUUACAGCCAGAUGGGAUGGGUUUCUUGGACAUACCAAAUCACAAGGCUGUUCUUGAAACAGGCCUGAGGCAGCAUGCUACUCUUUCACAAGGUGAUGUUGUCACAGUUAACCAUGGGGAUCUGAGCUAUAAAUUGCAUGUUCUAGAGCUAAAACCCUCUUCCAGUGUAUCAGUGCUGGAAACAGAUAUUGAGGUUGAUAUAGUGGGGCCUAAUUCAACUUCAACUGAUCAGCUUGUCUUAAUCCCACUCAAAUUAGGACAUGCAGUGUCUGGAUUGGUUGAGGAAGGGAAGUAUAUCUAUUACAAGUUCUCUUUAGAUGCUGAAAUUAGUGAGAAAGUGGCCUCUGGAUAUGCCAGUGUUGAGAUUAAGAUAGAGUCAGAGACAGAUGACAGUGAUACGGACCUUUAUGUAGCCAGGCAUCCUAUCAUAUUCCCUACUCAGCACCAGCAUGAAUGGUCUUCCCAUGACAUGGGCUCAAAGGUUUUAAUCCUUAGCCCAAAGGAUCAGAGUCUGAGUGCAGGUACCUAUAGCAUCGGUGUUUUUGGUUUCAAGGGAACUUCAAACUUUCAAAUUUCUGUGGGGGUUCAAGAAAAUAGAAAUCUUAGGGUGGGUGAACAAGCCAUGUCUUCCUCUUUGAUGAUGGAUGCUGAUUCUGUUGAAUGUCGGAAUUGUAAACAUUAUAUACCCAGUAGGACUAUUGCAUUGCAUGAAGCAUACUGCAGUAGACAUAAUAUCAUCUGUCAACAUGCUGGGUGUGGGGUUGUUGUCAGAAGAGAAGAGGCCACGAAACAUGUACACUGUGAGAAGUGUGGGCGUGCCUUCCAACAGGGAGAGAUGGAGAAGCACAUGAAAGUUUUCCAUGAGCCACUCCACUGCCAUUGUGGAGUAAUCCUUGAGAAGGAAGAGAUGGUGCAACACCAGUCCUCUGUCUGCCCCCUACGCCUAAUUACUUGCAGGUUCUGUGGGGACAUGGUCCAAGCUGGUACUUCUGCAACAGAUACGCGAGACCGAUUAAGAGGACUUUCUGAGCAUGAGAGCUUAUGCGGUUCCAGAACAGCCACCUGCGAUUCAUGUGGACGUUCUGUCAUGUUGAAGGAGAUGGAUAUCCAUAGAAUUGCCGUGCAUCCGAAUAAUUAAUCUUGUGAAUGGGUAUGGUCUAGAUCAUCGAUGUCAGAUGGUUCCCAAGGCUUCUCCAGUUGAAGGUUUCAGUGCUUAACGGUUGAUGCAUUUCUGCCAACUUUCUGGCAUUUGUAAGUUGUUACAGUUAUGUGGAUGUCUAUCUGAUAUGCAGUUUAAUUGAUGACCCAAAAACUAUUGGUUA
Molecule: messenger RNA, 1952 nt
Organism: Telopea speciosissima
Lineage: Eukaryota; Viridiplantae; Streptophyta; Magnoliopsida; Proteales; Proteaceae
Exons: 4
Coding region: 62-1768 (568 amino acids)
Cellular component (GO): VCP-NPL4-UFD1 AAA ATPase complex
Molecular function (GO): polyubiquitin modification-dependent protein binding
Source: RefSeq, a predicted model, not a curated record